Messenger RNA from Polistes dominula (European paper wasp), 1633 nucleotides. It is a transcript of the gene Ppat-Dpck, whose product is annotated as Bifunctional Phosphopantetheine adenylyltransferase - Dephospho-CoA kinase. Lineage: Eukaryota; Metazoa; Arthropoda; Insecta; Hymenoptera; Vespidae. Gene Ontology annotation, biological process: coenzyme A biosynthetic process. Gene Ontology annotation, molecular function: dephospho-CoA kinase activity; ATP binding. The record is from RefSeq and is a predicted model, not a curated record.
UUUGUAUUUAAAUAUGUUAAAUACUGGUCUGUUAAUUUUAACUAAUCCUAAUAGGAUUUCACUGUUAUUAACAUUUGUUAACAAACAUAUUUUGAAGACAUUAUAUAUUCAAUACUUGCCAGAACAACAUUUAUUUCCAUCAGAAAGUUGUACUCCUAAAUUACAUAAAUUACCUUAUUAUGCUGAAACUGUUGCCAAUAUUUAUAAAGUAGCUUCUCAAAUGUGUUAUAGACUAGACAUACGAAUCUUAUUAGCGCAUUUAAAAGAUCCUACUUUUGCUGUUAUAAAUACAAAAAAUCCGGUGGAAAUAGUCAUUUUUGAUAAAAUUAUUAACUCUAAGACCAUUGAUAUUUUUAUACAAAACUGCAUUGUUAAUGUAUCACGUGAAUGCAAUUAUCUAACAUUUGCUGCUAAAAAGGAAGAUGAAGUAUAUAGCAACAUUGAUCAAUGUACAAGUAUACAGAAAAUGUAUAAAAGUGUUGUUUUGGGUGGUACAUUUGAUCGUUUACAUAAUGGACAUAAAAUCUUUUUAAGCGAAGCCGUUUUGUAUUCUAAAGAAAAACUUACAGUUGGUGUAACAGACACAAAAAUGUUAACCGGAAAAUUGCUAUGGGAGUUAAUAGAACCAUGUUCUAAAAGAAUAUCAAAAGUAAAAGAGUUUUUAGAAGAUGUAGAUCCAUUAGUUUCGUAUGAUAUUGUUCCCAUUAAUGAUAUGUAUGGUCCAACUAAAGAGGACCCUACCAUGGAAAUGUUAGUAGUCAGUGAAGAAACUAAACGUGGUGGAGAUAAAGUUAAUUCUUUGCGGUUACAGAAAAAUUUAAAUGAAUUGGUUAUUCAUGAAGUAAAAUUAUUAUUUGAUGAAAAUCGCAAAGAACGCGAAGAAAGUAAAAUUAGUUCUAGUAAUCAAAGAAUGAGAUUACUUGGUACAAGAUUAGGAAAUGUUAUAAACAAAAAUAAAACACUUAAACCUUAUAUUAUUGGAUUAGUUGGUGGUAUAGCAAGUGGUAAAUCAUCAAUUGCUGAGGAAUUAGUAAAGUUUGGUGCUGGAUUUGUGAAUUGUGAUAAAAUUGCACAUGAAUUGUAUCUUCCUAAAACCAAAGGUUUUGAAAUAGUAGUUUCACAAUUUGGUAAAAAAAUAGUUGAUGCAGAUGGCCUUAUUAAUAGAAAAGUGCUUGGAAAUAUUGUAUUUAACGAUAAGAAAGAAUUAGAUAAACUAAAUAAAUCAAUAUGGCCUAUAAUCUUGGAAAAGGCUAAAGAGAAGAUACAAAAUUUAUAUAGUGAAGGAUAUAACAUUAUUUUAAUGGAAGCAGCAGUUUUGAUACAAGCUAAUUGGCAAAAUGAAUGUCAUGAAAUUUGGACUUGCAUUAUUCCACCAGAAGAGGCCAUUAAAAGAAUUGUAAAAAGGAAUGAUUUAUCAGAGGAUGAAGCAGAAAAAAGAAUAAAAAUGCAACCAAGUAACGUAGAUCUAGUUAAAGAAGCUAACGUUGUUUUCUGUACAUUGUGGGAUUAUGAUUUUACAAAGGAACAAGUGCAAAAUGCAUGGAAUGAAUUAACAGAUUAUAUAUCACCAUAUGUAAACUAUUAAUAUAGCGAUGUUUUUAAAAAUAAAAAGGGGAAUAAUAUAUAUGUUUAA